This is a messenger RNA of Racocetra persica, 282 nucleotides long. NCBI's taxonomy places the organism in Eukaryota, Fungi, Glomeromycota, Glomeromycetes, Diversisporales, Gigasporaceae. The record is from the annotation of a GenBank genome assembly.
AAUUCAUUACAUUUCUUUUCACCACCUAAAAAAAGAAUUCUAUCUACCCUUGUUGCUCGACCUUCACGAUUUUUUUGCCUAUCAAUUCUUAAGUUAACUGCAGUUAUCCUAUUUCCAGAAUUAGUUAUUGUAAACAUUUCAUCAUUAAUAAUAUUGUUUUCUUGGCAAGAUUCUUCUUCACUAUCAGUGUUAUCACUGUUUUGGUCAUCUAAAAUAAUUGAUUUAGAUGAAUAUUCUAUUAGAUAUUGUGAAGUUAAAUAUAUUUCGAAAGAACUAAGGUAG